GUUCACUACUGUUCAGAACAUCUCUACAACCUAGAAGAUGGCAUCUCUGAGGCCUUCUACUUUCCAAUUCUUGCUCCGGAAUACCAAAACGCCCUUCUUGCGAGUCCAACAAAAGCGAUGGGCACAAGUACAUGAUGUGCGCUUCCUUGCCACGCAUCACGAUCCAAAAUUGGUCUUCGAGAGGUACCGAUCUAAGCUAGAUCAGAAAGCCAAACAAGAAGGACACGAAUCCGUCGAAUCUCUGAAGGAGGCCUAUCAAGAGAAGAUCAACGACUUCCGUCAAAAAGCGUCCACCGUUGUCACCCCAGAGCCCUCACGACCUGCCUCCUCCCCAUCAGCAUCCGCAGUCCACCCUCCUCCUCCUCCCCCGCCUCAUUCUUCUCAAGCCGCAGCUGCAGCCGCAGCCAAAUCGUCCCCAGGCAUCAAGCCUCUCAGCUCCUACCUCGACAUUGAGAAGAUCCUCGAACUCCCAGCGAAGGAGAUCGAGGCCAUCUGGCGCCUCCGCAACGCCAGCAAUCCCAACUCCAUCUGCGCUACCAUCCCAGUAGAAACAUACCAGCGAAUUGCAUCCGCCGCUCGGCAGAAUCCCCAAUUCGUUCUCCCCUUGCCCCGCAUGCAAACCGAGGCUCAGCAACCCGAACAACAGGCCGAUGACGCCGCCAAAACCGGCGCAGAUAUCCACUUCCUCCAGUGGGGAUUCCACCCGGCCGCUCCAACCGUUACCUCCGGACCGCUAGCGACUUCUCACACCUCCACUAUCAUCUUCACCCACCUGGCCCAGUACCAACUGCAUGGCUCCUACGCCCAGCCUCACACGACUAUCACACACCACCUCGACCUGGCCGAUGAGAAGGGCCUGGUUCUUAUGCAUGGCCAGGUCAUGCCGGAUUCGGGUGUUUCUACCACUGAGGCUACCUGGUUGGCCAGUUGCGUUCAGCGGUUCUAUGAUUUCGGUGGCCAGGCUAGCGGACGCAAGGGUGAGCUGCUGCGCUCAUUCACCCGGGGAGAUACUCAGGGAUUUAAGAUCGAGGCAUUGAUGGAAGAGGCGGAGAAGUUGUAGAUUUCGCGGGUCAUUUGGUUCUAACUUCUGGCCUUGUAUUAUUCUAGAACGGUUUUUUUUAAGCGCUUGUUUGUGUCUGUAUAGAUCUAGAGCACGGCAUUAUUUGUAUGAUAUAGAUGGAUUAUUUAUGAUAGUCAUUAUGGUUAUGCCCAACUCAUGGGCUUCCGCCAGUGGAUAGGGCUUCUUUAGCUCAUUCUUGGACACUAGUUUGUAUGAAAGUGUGCUGUAGACGUAUCCCAACAUGUACAGCUGAAUUGAAGUUGCUAUUAAGGG
Molecule: messenger RNA, 1333 nt
Organism: Aspergillus alliaceus
Lineage: Eukaryota; Fungi; Ascomycota; Eurotiomycetes; Eurotiales; Aspergillaceae
Product: ATP11 family protein
Exons: 2
Coding region: 38-1060 (340 amino acids)
Biological process (GO): mitochondrial proton-transporting ATP synthase complex assembly
Cellular component (GO): mitochondrion
Source: RefSeq, a predicted model, not a curated record